Molecule: messenger RNA, 1119 nt
Organism: Malania oleifera
Lineage: Eukaryota; Viridiplantae; Streptophyta; Magnoliopsida; Santalales; Ximeniaceae
Exons: 2
Coding region: 1-1119 (372 amino acids)
Biological process (GO): translation
Cellular component (GO): ribosome
Molecular function (GO): structural constituent of ribosome
Source: RefSeq, a predicted model, not a curated record
AUGGGUCAUUGGAAUGUCUGGAACUCGCAUCCAAAGAACUGCAGCCCUGGGUAUCGUGCCUGCCGAGUUUGUGGAAACCCACAUGGGUUGAUCAAGAAGUACGGGCUUAUGUCUUGCAGGCAGCGCUUCCGUAGCAAUGCCAAGGAAAUUGUCUUCAUCAAGUAUCGUCAAGGGAGCAUUUUUGGGAGGGAUGCGUUGCCAUCGCCGAAGUGCUCACCGCUUCCGCCAGCGAUCACCCCGACUUUGUACGCGGUACUGGAAGUGGAGCCUCCCUGCGACGACACUCGUGUGCUACGAAGCCACUUCAAGAGGCUCGCUCUCCUCUUGAACCCCGCCGAGAACAAGUUCGCCUUCGCCCAGGAAGCCUUCGAUCGCGUCACCUAUGCGUGGUCCGUCUUGUCCUAUCCCGCCAAGAAGGCUCAAUACGAUGCCGAGGCGGAACAGAAACAGACGCCUGACCCAGAAUCUCCUCAGCGAAGCUCCGGCAAAGAGGAAACCGAGCUCUCUGAUGGCGGUUUGGGUGGCGGAACGUUCUGGACGGUGUGUCCCUACUGUUACUAUGUGUAUGAGUACGAUCGGUUUUAUGAAGGGUGUUGCUUGAAGUGUCAAGCUUGUAUGAGGGCAUUUCAUGGGGUUGCUAUAGCAGCACCGCCGCCGACGAUUCCUGGGAAGGAUGAGUACUGCUGCUGUUCCGCAUAUUUCCCGAUGGGGUUCAUUACGCCGGAAGGCAGUGGCGGAGGGAUGGGGAUUCAGGCUGGUUGGCCUUUCUCGCCGAUGUUUUCAAGUCGUCAAGCGGAGGAGAAGGAGAAGGAUUCUCUAAAUGUUAAUUCUGAGAACGUAGAAACCGGGGAAGGGAAGAAGUGGACUGAGAACAUGGGAAUGCAUGAGCAUGAAAGAAGGGGUGAAAGGGGAAAAAUGCCCUAUUUUGCGAGGCCUUCUGCGCGGAACAACCAAACCGCGGCAAGCAAUACGAAGAAAAUAAUGGGGAAAGGAGUUAAGAAACACGAAACCGGAAGAUUGAAUUUGAAUGCAGGCGUAGAGACGGAGUCAGAGACAGAGGAUGGAGAGCCUGGUAUUGUACAGCAAAGCACUGCCUGCGCCUGCCGAUGGUUGAUUUGA